GCGAUGACUAAGCCGAUCAAGGAUGGCCCCGCGCACCCCUCCCUCCGACUCAUUCUCUCCCCUCUCUUUUACUUCUUCUUUCUAUCGAGUCAAUUGUUUCUGUCUGUCAAGUUUGCUGUCUACUUGCUCAAGCCUAAUUGAACAUGUCUCAAUUCUACCUCGGUGUUAUUGGUGUCGGCGGCGUCGGCACCGCCUUCCUCCAGCAGCUCUCUCGCCUCCCCGAUGCCCCGAAGCUAAUCCUCCUGGCACGUUCCUCCCAAACCCUCCUCGCCCCCACCCCGACCUACCUCCCCGGCAUCGCCGCCGACUGGAAGACCGCCAGCGCGAACCCCGACCUGACCAAGUCCGGCGCCCUCUCCCCCGAAGAAAUCGCCAGCUACCUCUCCUCGGCUCCCGGCCGGGCCAUCCUGGUCGACAACACCAGCGACCCGGCCCUCGCCGCCUCGUACCCGGUCUUCCUCCGCGCCGGUAUCUCCAUCGUCACCCCCAACAAGAAGGGUUUCUCCUCCGACCUGUCCCUCUUCCGGAACAUCUUCGCCUCCGCGAUCAAGGGUAACGCUCACGUUUACCACGAGAGUACCGUUGGCGCCGGUCUGCCCGUCAUCUCUACGCUCCUGGACCUGGUGUCCACCGGAGACGAGGUCACCCGCAUUGAGGGUGUGUUUUCGGGAACGUUGUCGUUCUUGUUCAAUACCUUUGCGCCCGUCGGUGGAUCCGGGGCUGGUCGGAAGUGGAGUGAGGUUGUCGCUGAGGCCAAGGAGUUGGGAUACACGGAGCCGGAUCCCCGUGAUGAUUUGAAUGGUAUGGAUGUGGCUCGGAAGUUGACUAUCCUCGCCCGUCUGGUCGGACUGGAGGUGCAGUCGCCCGAUGCGUUCCCAGUGGAGUCGUUGAUUCCGAAGGAAUUGGAGGGACUGGAUUCGUCGGCCGAGGGCGCGAAGGCGUUCAUGGACCGGUUGGGUGAGUUUGAUGCCCAGAUGACGGAGAUCAAGGAGAGUGCCGAGAAGGAGGGCAAGGUGGUUCGGUACGUGGGUAGCAUCGAUGUGGCUUCGAAGGAGGUCCGCGUGGGAUUGCAGAAGUUCGAUAAGGAUAGUGCCAUUGCUGGCCUCAAGGGCAGUGAUAACAUUAUCAGCUUCUACACGAAGCGCUAUGGCAGCAACCCGCUUAUCAUCCAGGGUGCGGGUGCCGGUGGUGAUGUCACUGCUAUGGGUGUCACGGCGGAUUUGCUCAAGGUUAUGCACAGACUGCGGUAGAUCUGUUUGCCUAUGAACUCGAUAGAUGAGCGGGCAAAGCUCUAGAUCUAAAUCGGCAAAAGAAAAUAACGACUCAUACUCAUGCAGAUACAAAUUCCAAACAAACACCUAGGAUAGAUAGUAUUUAUACCAUCCACUUCUCUACCCAAGC
This is a messenger RNA of Aspergillus ibericus CBS 121593, 1401 nucleotides long. Its product is annotated as homoserine dehydrogenase. Bases 144 to 1250 code for a protein of 368 amino acids. NCBI's taxonomy places the organism in Eukaryota, Fungi, Ascomycota, Eurotiomycetes, Eurotiales, Aspergillaceae. Gene Ontology annotation, biological process: aspartate family amino acid biosynthetic process; L-homoserine biosynthetic process. The record is from RefSeq and is a predicted model, not a curated record. Gene Ontology annotation, molecular function: homoserine dehydrogenase activity; NADP binding; aspartate kinase activity. The transcript is spliced from 2 exons.